GGCACUGACCGCAAGGGCCUUUCAUCUGCCUUCUGGUACUUCUUUCUUUUUGCAGGAGUUAACUGUUUGGCCUAUGAUGAAGCCAUCAUGGCCCAGCAGGACCGAAUUCAGCAAGAGAUUGCUGUCCAGAACCCACUGGUCUCCGAGCGCCUGGAGCUCUCUGUGCUGUACAAGGAGUACGCGGAAGAUGACAACAUCUACCAACAGAAGAUCAAGGACCUACACAAAAAAUACUCCUACAUCCGAAAGACCAGGCCUGACGGCAACUGCUUCUACCGAGCCUUCGGGUUCUCCCACCUGGAGGCCCUUCUGGAAGAUAGCAAGGAGCUGCAGAGGUUCAAAGCCAUCUCUGCCAAGAGCAAAGAGGACCUGGUGUCUCAGGGCUUCACCGAGUUCACAAUUGAAGAUUUCCACAACACGUUCAUGGACCUGAUUGAGCAGGUGGAGAAGCAGACGUCGGUGGCCGAACUGCUGGCCUCCUUCAAUGACCAGAGCACCUCGGACUACCUGGUGGUCUACCUGCGGCUGCUCACCUCGGGCUACCUGCAGCGGGAGAGCAAGUUCUUCGAGCACUUCAUCGAGGGGGGACGGACCGUCAAGGAGUUCUGCCAGCAGGUAGGGCCCCCCCAGGUCCCCCCCCCUUUGGUCUUCUGACCUCUGGGGUGUGAGUGCUCCAGCCGGUG
Messenger RNA from Gracilinanus agilis (Agile Gracile Mouse Opossum), 683 nucleotides. RefSeq names its product ubiquitin thioesterase OTUB1-like. Gene Ontology annotation, cellular component: nucleus. Lineage: Eukaryota; Metazoa; Chordata; Mammalia; Didelphimorphia; Didelphidae. Gene Ontology annotation, molecular function: ubiquitin binding; cysteine-type deubiquitinase activity. Gene Ontology annotation, biological process: protein K48-linked deubiquitination; negative regulation of double-strand break repair. The annotation marks the transcript as partial. The transcript is spliced from 5 exons. The record is from RefSeq and is a predicted model, not a curated record.